Messenger RNA from Diaporthe citri, 1182 nucleotides. RefSeq lists its product as uncharacterized. Gene Ontology annotation, biological process: tRNA wobble adenosine to inosine editing. The transcript is spliced from 3 exons. The record is from RefSeq and is a predicted model, not a curated record. Gene Ontology annotation, molecular function: tRNA-specific adenosine-37 deaminase activity; RNA binding. NCBI's taxonomy places the organism in Eukaryota, Fungi, Ascomycota, Sordariomycetes, Diaporthales, Diaporthaceae. The coding region runs from base 1 to 1182 and encodes 393 amino acids.
AUGCCACCCGAGGCAGAUGAAGUAGCCUCUAUCGUCCUACAUCUGUUCGACAGGCUUCCUGCGAAGAGGAAGCCAUCCGUCCGCGAUAAUGGCACCCGAGAAUGGGUGCCUCUGGCUGGGAUAGUCGCCAGACAUGGCGACGGAUCUUUGAAAUGUUUGGCCCUGGCGACCGGCAUGAAGUGCUUGCCAGCAUCCAAAUUACCCUCCACUAGAGGCAGGGUCUUGCAUGACUGGCACGCCGAAGUCCUAGUGAUCCGGGCCUUCAACCACUUCGUUCUGCAGGAGUGCAAGGCCAUGGUCACCGACGGGAAGGACUCCCCAUAUGUCCGCCGGAUCACCAGCCCCACGGCGAACGAAUCAUCUGGGAGAAGGCACCACUUCUGCUGGAGAGAAGAUGUGACGCUGCACAUGUACUGCUCAGAGGCACCCUGCGGCGACGCAUCCAUGGAGCUGACAAUCUCGGCCCAGCAGGACGCGUCCCCGUGGGAUAGCCCUCUUCCGCCGCACCUGAUGCCCGAGGGGGCGCCGGCAUCUACACCGGAGCUGGCCCUCCUCGGGCGCGCAUGCUUCGACCAGCUAGGCGUCCUCGCGCUGAAGCAGUGCACCUCGCUUCUCGGCUCGCCCGCGGCGCUGCUCGUCUCGCCCACCGGCGUGUAUCUCUCCUCUCUCGUGCUGCCGGAGAGCCAGUUUUCCGCCGCGGCUUGCGAGAGGUGUUUCUCGGCCCGGGGCAGAUUGGCGCCCCUGGGUGCAGUCGAGGCCGGGUGGGAGGACGGAUACGGAUUCCACCCGUUCGUAGUGCGUACUACGGGGCUGGAGUUUGAAUACUCCCGCCGCGGCCCGGGACAUAGCGAGGGGCUGCGGUACGUGGCGAGCAAUCUUGCCAUGGCUUGGUCUUGCAGUGGUCUGGCUGAGAACCUGAUCGGAGGCGUGCUUCAGGGGCGGAAGCAGUCGCAUGCACGAGCAGGCAGUGCGGUGUCAAGGGAAAAGAUGUGGGCAUUUGUGCAGGAGAUUGCGCGCCAGGUUGAGUCAGACAGGAUUCCGCCGACCCUCGGGACGUACGGGGCUCUUAAGAAAAGCUCUGUACUGGCCAUGAGAAGCAAGGUGAAAGAAGACGUGCGAAAGGAGGCGCUUAAGGGCUGGGUUAGGAACACUGGCGACGAGGACUUCGACGGACCAACCUGA